UCUCCAACUCAAAGCUCAAGUCUCAAGUCUGGCUUACGCAUUCCUCACUUAAUAGAGACAUGUGCCAAGAAUUUGGCCCACGUUGAGAUUUUUCAGGGAUAUGGUAUGACAGAAGCCUGCGGAAAAAUUUCAUUGGAGAAUCCAAAGCAUGGGCGUCGUUUUUCGGGUUCAACUGGAACACUCAUGCCUGUAAUAGAAUCCAAAAUUGUUAGUGUCAAUACAAUGAAACCCCUCCCACCACAUCAGAUAGGAGAAAUAUGGAUUCGAGGACCGACUAUCAUGCAAGGCUAUUUUAACAAUCCAGAGGCUACAAAGCUAGCUAUGGAUGAAAAAGGAUGGCUGCGUACUGGGGAUCUUGGAUAUUUUGAUGAACAAGGACAAUUAUUUGUUGUAGACAGGAUAAAGGAGCUUAUAAAAUGUAACGGUUUUCAGGUCGCACCGGCAGAGCUUGAAGGAUUGCUACUUUCUCAUCCUGAAAUUGUGGAUGUUGUCGUCAUUCCAUUUCCUGAUGUUAAAGCUGGAGAGGUUCCCAUAGCAUAUAUUGUUCGCGCUCCCAACAGCUCACUAAAUGAAGAUGAUGUUAAAAUUUUCAUUGCAGAAAAGGUUGCACCUUACAAAAGAUUGAGAAGAGUCACUUUUCUCAAUAGUGUCCCAAGGUCAGCCUCGGGAAAGAUAUUGAGGAGAGAGCUCAUACAGAAACUUCGAUCCAAGAUAUAGGAUACCAAUUUCUCUUUUUCCUUCGAGAAAAUUUAAGGGUUGAAGUUCAUUACUAAUGUUUUGUGAAUUCUCGGUUUGUGAGUUGUUAUACCACUGUAAUAUUCUUAGGUGUGCAUGUAAUAUUUAAUCCAAAUAGUUAGCAAA
Theobroma cacao (cacao) is the source of this 861-nucleotide messenger RNA. Lineage: Eukaryota; Viridiplantae; Streptophyta; Magnoliopsida; Malvales; Malvaceae. The record is from RefSeq and is a predicted model, not a curated record.